UAUUGGAUCAUGGUAGUUCUUUCGAAAUGUUUGUUCACAUCUCCUGUUGUCCAUAUCAUCUAUCCUUCUCCUAUGGCAGACUUUCAGAGUCAUUUUUUCCGUGUUCGUACUCCUGUGUGGCGAUGACUCGUAAGUCUGAAUAUAGCUAGAAUCGAAACGUCAACUUUUGCCGAAUGAGAUGAGAGAAUUGGAUUGUCUCUCGUCAGAAGAGCAACUGGUUGUUGAGAAUCAGACGGACAACAGAUAAACGUUGUCGGCCAUUGACUGAUCUAAUUGUGGCCUCAAUUGCAUUUUUCUACCUGCCUCCAUUAAGUCCAGGUCCAUCGGUCAAGGACCAUGAGUUGAAUUACAGAAGUCAGGUGAGAGGAACUGCUGUUGACAAGAGUGUGGCAUCAAGGACCCCUGGCAAAACUGGAAUCGGGGGAAAAACUCUGUUGGUUGGAGUCAAACUUGGUACAAAGCGCGGUGGUGGCGGUGUUGUUGUUUUUGGAAGCCAGUUAUCUCAGUUCCAGGACAUCACUGCAGGGGUUAAUCAGGGUGGUGUCCUUGGCCCAACCAUCUGUAACUGCUUCAUCAAUGACCUUCCCUCCAUGACAUCAGAAGGAUAUUUGCCAAUGAUGACACAAUGUUCAGCACAGUUGUAACUUGGUACUGAAGCAUGCUAUGCCCAAAUUUAUAAAGACCUGGACAAUAUCCAGAUUUGAGCUGACAGGUGGCAAGUAACAUUCAUGCUACAAAUGCCAGGUAAUAACCUUCAAUAAGAAACAAUCUAAACACUGCCCUUGACUAUCAAUCAGCUACUAUCACUGAGUCCCACACUACCAACAUCCCAGGGUUGCUCAGAAACCCAACUGGUUUAGUCAUGGGAAUGCAGUAGCUAAAACAGCUGGACAAUGGCAAGGAUUAGUCCAGCAAGUAAUUAACUGUUGACUCCCCAAAGCCUGUCUGCCAUCCACAAGGCACCAGUUAGGAGUGUGAUGGAAUACACCCUAUUUAGGGCUGUACCCAUCCAGAUAACAACACUCAAGAAAUUUGUCACCGUUCAUGACAAAGCAGCCUACUUGAUUGGCAUCAGAUCCAUUCACUGUCUGUGCCACAGAUGCUCAGUAGCAAUAGUGUUUGUCAUCCACAUCCUAGAAGGACAAGGAUAGCAGAUAAGUGGGAACACCACCACCUGCAAGUUUCCCUCCAAGCCACUCACCAUCCUGACCUGGAAGUACAUCACUGUUCCUUCAUCGUCAGUGGGUAAAAAUCCUGGAAUUCUGUGCCGAAUGGCUUUGUGCACUGACCUACAGCACAUGGAUUGCAGUGGUUCAAGAAGGCAGCUAACCAUCAUCUUCUCAAGGGCAACUAGAGAUAGGUCACUCUACCUCUAUCUUAAAAUUAGUAAAUGACCCUGACUGCACUCUGGAGAGUAUUCUACAUAAUCAGUGUAAGUUGAGAGAAUGACAUUUUUCCCCAUCUACCACAAUGAGAGACCACUUAUCAAACCUACCAAAGAACUAUGGAUGCUGGAAAUCCUAAACAAAAACAAAAUUUGCUGGAGAAACUCAGAAGGUCUGGCAGCAUCUGUGGAGAGAAAGCAGAGUUAACAUUUUGGUUCAAGUAGCCCUUCAGAUCUUGGAGACCUCUUAUUUCUAAAUACUGUCUUUGAGUUCUAGUCUGCCCCACAAAGGAAACAUCCCUUUAGCAUUCACUUUCUCAAAUCCUCUCAGGGCCCAGUAAGGUGACCUCAUGCUUCUCAGCUCUAAUGGAUAAACACCCAGCCUGUCUGAUGAUAUCCCCUCUUAAGUGUGCACACUACUGCAGAUGUGGCCUUACCAAUACCCUGUAUAACUGAAGCAAAAUGCCCUUAUUUUUAUCUUCUAUACCUUUUGCAAUAAAUAAGAACAUUCAAUUAGCUUUCUUAAUUACUGCUGAACCUACAUACCAACUUUGUGAUUCAUGUAACAGGACACUCUGAUCCAUCUGUACUUCAGAGGUCUCAAAUCACUUCUCAGUCAUGAUAAAGAAUUCAUUGGACAGACAGGCGGGUAUUUCUGUGGCCAUUAGUGUGACUCCAAGAUGGUAUGUUGCCACUCUAGUGACAGGGUCAAGGAUGUCAGAUUGGCUGUAGGUGAACAGCCAGCAGUCAUGGUCCAUAUUGGCAACAAUGACUUGGGUAGGAAGGUGGAUGUUGUCCUGCAAUCAGAAUUUCAAGAGCUAGAUAGAACAUUAGUAAGAAGGAUUUCAAAUGAAGUAAUCUCCAGAAUGCCACUCGCAAGUGAUUACUCACAGAGAAGGAUAAAACAGACCAACACAAGGCUGGAAAAAUGGUGCAGGAAGGAGGGUUUGAGAUUCAAGUUCCAGGACAGAUGAUACCUGUACAAGCUGAACGAGUUGUACCUGAACAGAACUGGGGCUGAGUUACUUGUAGUGUGUUUUGUUAGUGCUAUUGGGAAGACUUUAAUGUGGCAGGGAUGUGGGCACCAAGGGAGUAAAUAGAGGAGAAGCCCAGGGUUCACAAAAUACUCCAAUAUGCAACUGGCACAAGCAUAGACCAUAGCAAGUUACAAGGUGAAGUCAGAGUGUUACGACCAGACCAAGCCCCCCCUCAAAAAAAAAUAUUUUGCAAAGAUAGCCUGGACUCUAAUUUUUUCCUAUUUUAAAGGCAAAUGUAAAGUGCUGUGUUUCAGAUGAAAUUUGAUUUAUUAAAUUACAUGACAUUAAGCAAAACACAACUUAUUCAAACACUGUAGUUAAAAUACAACAAAAGAAAGAAGCACUUAGAAUAAUUUAACUCUAUUGGAAAACUUAACAGAACAAUAGAUACAGUAACUAUUACUCUUAACUGUUCUAAUGUAGUAACAUCCCAUAAGUACAUCCCUUGGCAAAAUUGAUCCAGCAUCCUGGGAAGAGAUCCAGAAUGUACUACUCCCUGUAGUUGAGACUGCAGUACUGGUAAGUAUGGCAUUCCACUCAUCACAUCUCGCUUACCCAAAAUUGAGUUAUUUGCAUCUAUUACCUGUUUUCUAUUUGCUACCAAUCUUCUAUCCAUGCUAUUAUGUUACCCUACUUCAACAACUCUUCACGUAGUAACUUGUAGAAUGACACCUUGUAUAUUGCUUUCUGGAAAUCUAAUUACAGUAGAUCUGUAUGUUCUCCAAUAUCAACAUGGCUUAUUAUUUACUCGAAAAAGCAAGCAUAAUUUCCUUUUCCGAGAGCAAUGUUAACUCUGCCUGGUAGCAUCACAGUUUUCUAAGUGCACUGUUACUAUCUUUGAGAUAUCACUAUUUUUCUGUUCUUUUUCUCAUUUUUUGAUUAGGAACUGUGAGUUACAGUUGAGUUUUGAGCUUUGAACAGCAGCUUGUUUUUAAAAAAGAGUAGAAAGCAAAAGAUGGAUACAUGCUGUUGGGAACAAACCUGGAAAGAUAAUGCAGGCGAAUUACUGCUCUGAACAUACUGUAGACUAUUCAGCAACAGGAUUUUGUCCUGUUCAGGGACUAGUUUCUGUUGGAUGUUGAAUUGGUCAAUCAAGGAAGGAAUGGUGCUGGCCAGCUAACCACAGAGAAUAUUGAUAAAGAAAGAGAAAAUAAAGAGUGAACUGGGUCCAACUGUGGUUUGGGUAGGAAGCAAUUUUGCUUUGGAAGCUUCCGGACGGAGACUGUGUUUUUGGUUUUUCUCUCGCUAGUUAUUCUCCAGUUAUCAAAUUGUUGAAAGUUCUGCAAGAAGUAAGCAAGUCUCCUCCAAUCUGCGAAGCUGUUUGCAUUGAUCAAUGACUUCAGAGUUCAAGCAAGAUAUACAGUCCCACGUGCCUGUAAUGCAACCCAUCAUCCAAGGAUUUCACGAAGAUUCUGCCAGACCCGCUAAGUUUUUCCCAGCAACUUCUCUUUUGAACCCAAAAUAUUGUUGCUGGGGUGAGAUGAGGAGGAUAGGAACUGCGUCAGGUGGAUGGACUGAAUGGUCACCUCAUCCUCGUGUCCAGGAGCAGCAGGGAUUGAAUGGGUUAACGCCUGCGCGGUGGCCCCAGCACGCAUGCGCAGUAGCAGGACCCCGGCAGUCGGGGAGUGAAGGCGGUGUGUGGGCGCCAUCUUGGAGCUGUAUUCUGUCUGUAGGAGGCCGGACCGAGUUGGCUGCUAUGGACGAUGACAGCGAGACUUGUGUGCCUGUUGCUGAGGGUGACCUCCGCAGGAUCACCGAGCUCCGGGUGGUAGAUUUGAAGACGGAGUUGAGGAAGCGAAACCUCGAUAUUAACGGCAACAAAAGCGUCCUGAUGGAGCGGCUGCGGCAGGUGAUCCAAGAGGAAGGAGGAAAUCCUGAUGAAAUUUUGAUCAGCCCAGAGACUCCAAACAACAGAACGUCAAAGAAGAUCAGUAAAGGAUACCGAGUUGAGGAUUGUGAAACCGAAGAAUGUUCAGAAGAGGAUCUUGGUGGAAAGCAGGAGGAUAUAGAGGCAUUUUCUGACCAUAUACGGGAUGUUGAAGAAAUGAACAUGCCUGAGUCAAAACAUGCUGACCAUACAGGUGCAGGUGAUGAUGUGGACAAGGCUUUCAAGCAAAUGCCAGGCACAACUUCAAUUCAGAAAGAAUCUAAAGCAGUACUAGAAGAAUCAGAAAAGGAGAAUGUAGCUGAGAAUUCGGGGGAAGCUUAUAGUUCAGUUCCCACAGAGGAGAAGCCCCCUGAAGAUCCACAGCUAUUGAUGCAAUAUAUGAUUGAUAUGGAUGCCUAUCAGAAAGAAGAGGAAAAUACAACCCUAACGAAGGGGCAAGUGGAGGACAAUGCGUUGGACGUAGAUAGUAUGAUGCAUGUGGAAGGACCCAAGAAGGAGGACUAUAAACAGCCAGCCAAGGAAAUGUUGGACACUGAGAAGAUGGAUAAAACUGAAAGUAUGAGCAAGAUGGAAAGUUGCCAGCAGGUGUGUGAGACUGGACAGUCAGAGGCUGAGCAUCCUGUGAAAGAACCACAGCCUGGACCCAUGGAAUGCAAAGACAGUGCAAUGAAACCAGAAGAUGAAGGUUCUGACAAAGCAGCUAAGAAAGAACCUUCGAUUGUAGAGGGCAGUGAUCAGAAGAGCUCUGAGGAUGCAAACGAUUCUAAGAAUGUGGCAAAUCAAGAGAAAGGAAGAGCAAUGGACAUUCCAAAGAAUCUUUGGGUGAGUGGCCUGUCCUCCACGACAAGAGCAACUGACUUGAAGAACCUCUUCAGUAAAUAUGGCAAGGUGAUUUGUGCCAAAGUAGUAACUGAUGCUCGUAAUCCUGGUGCUCGCUGCUAUGGAUUCAUAACGAUGUUGACACCGGAAGAGGCAACAGAAAGCAUCAAUGCCCUGAAUCAGUCUGAACUAAAUGGACAAACUAUCACUGUAGAACUGGCCAAAAGUGAACCUGGAUGUAAGAAACGUACAGAGCAGAAGGUGGGAAAUGUGAAGAAAGUCUCCAGACAAAGUUCCAGCCGAAGAAGUGAGAAUGAUGGAGAUCAGUCAAGAGAUAAGUCAUCUAUCAAUGGCAAAAAAGAUGAUAGAAAAGGCAGCCAAGGAGAUUCCACGAAACAGGAUGAUGAUAGAAGAAAAGACAGAACGAGAGAAGGGAAUGCUGGUGGACACAGAUCACACUCAAGAAGUCGAAGUUCAGUGAGGCGAAGAGAGCGAGAAAGGAGGAGGACAAGGUCCAGGAGUCGACAUAGGCGGUCUCGCAGCAGAGAUGGAGGAAGGGAUUACAUAUCCUUUGACAAACUGAUUGCAUUGAGAGAACGAGAUCGCCGUUGGGACUACAAGAGAGACGACUGGGAAGUUGACAGGCACAGCGGAGGGCGUGAGAUGUCCAUGCGAGAAAGCCGACGGGAGCGGGAAGGGAGAGAAAUGCUGGCGAGGGAACGAGUCCGACUGCAGAUUGAGAGGAUGCGUCUUGAAAGAGAGAGACUGGAACGAGAGGCACUGGAAAGAGAGAGACUGUUCAUUGAAGGGGAGAGGAGGCGAGAACAGGAACGAAUACGUCGCGAGAAGGAAGAGCUGUGUCGUGAGAUACGCUAUGAACAAAGUCUGAAAAGGCGUUAUGAUGAUAGCCCCUUGAACCGAGAUUGGAACACUGAUCGCAGCCGGAAGAUGGAUGGAUUUCAAGAUCGAUCCUGGCAAGGAAGCAUUGAUAGUGGACUGAUGUCAAGGGAUCAUUGGCAAAGUGGCGAUCGGGGCAUGUCUGGUCCAUCUGGGACAGGUUACAAUAUGCAGAGAGGAGGUGGAGGAGGAAUGCAAAAUCAAGGAAGCUACAUGCAAGGAGGUUACCAGCAAGGCUCCAUGGCAUUUGAUAACCGCUCAAGUCAGAUGAUGUCAGGACUAAACAUGUCAGGAGGAAACACUUCUGGAGGUUACCAGCGUCCCUACUAAAAUGUUUCAAUAUCUUCAUAUGAAGGAAAUUUUUUUUUCCAGAUUCUGUAGUCACCUUUCUGUUUGCUUUGAAGUAUUUAAACUGAAUGUUUCAAUGUGACCAGUUCUCAUUUUGUAAUUAAUUUUCUUAAAUGUGCUUGUUUUGACAAAGAAUCAAUAAAUCUUGUCUUUUUGUCUUUUUCUAUGA
This is a messenger RNA of Stegostoma tigrinum, 6542 nucleotides long. RefSeq names its product scaffold attachment factor B1-like. Bases 3755 to 6355 code for a protein of 866 amino acids. Gene Ontology annotation, biological process: regulation of transcription by RNA polymerase II; regulation of mRNA processing. Lineage: Eukaryota; Metazoa; Chordata; Chondrichthyes; Orectolobiformes; Stegostomatidae. Gene Ontology annotation, molecular function: sequence-specific DNA binding; RNA binding. The transcript has 19 exons. Gene Ontology annotation, cellular component: nucleus. The record is from RefSeq and is a predicted model, not a curated record.